CUCGGGACCGCGGAUGGGUGCGAAGAUCAUGUUCAUCAUAUGGCGUCUGCGCAGCGCAGCAGAGUAAAAAAAGGUACGACGACGGACGGUACGACGGGAAUUUUUCUUAUUUGGAUUUGGUUUGGAGCCAUAGCACACACACACACACACAUAUAUAUACACUGCGACUGCGAUCAGCGACGGGCCCAGCCCAUCUGCGAAAGAAUGUGGCAUCAAGGCCGGACAGAGAUAGAUGCGAUAAAGGAUCUGUCUUGGAAAAUUCGCUUGAGUAUAGACAGCUAAUAUUAGUUGUGAUAUAGUGGUAGAUAUUAGUAGUUACCUAGGUAUCAAAAGUAGGGCGGACCAUGAGCGCAUUAAUAUCAGACGAAGACCCAAGGUGGCAAAGGCCCAGGCUGAAACAAGAAGAAGCCACGCAGGCAAGCUGGGCAG
Messenger RNA from Pseudovirgaria hyperparasitica, 429 nucleotides. RefSeq lists its product as uncharacterized. The record is from RefSeq and is a predicted model, not a curated record. NCBI's taxonomy places the organism in Eukaryota, Fungi, Ascomycota, Dothideomycetes, Acrospermales, Acrospermaceae. The coding region runs from base 40 to 282 and encodes 80 amino acids. The transcript has a single exon.